This is a messenger RNA of Chelonus insularis, 16053 nucleotides long. RefSeq lists its product as uncharacterized. The record is from RefSeq and is a predicted model, not a curated record. NCBI's taxonomy places the organism in Eukaryota, Metazoa, Arthropoda, Insecta, Hymenoptera, Braconidae. The transcript is spliced from 29 exons. Gene Ontology annotation, molecular function: protein binding. Bases 959 to 14941 code for a protein of 4660 amino acids.
UCAGCAUGACACGUGCGCUUGCGUACCUAUCAGUUGACAUGUUGUCUAGCGUAACGCAUGUUAUACUAUGUUAUACUGUGAGAGCGUCACUCCAGUAGAUUAUCACUGCGACCUUGAUCUUGAGAAAUAGCCGGUGUCAAGUUAUUUAUUCACAAGAUACACGUGAGAUAAUCUCUGAUACAGAAUUGUGGUUAAGCAAAGACGUCAGGUACUAAUAGAGCUAUUCAUCAUACAAAAUUUUGGUUUGAAAGAUGGUAGAAAAUAGACACAAAAUGAUUAAAUUAAAAAGUGGCAAAAGUGUCAGAUAAGUGAUGGAAGAUGUGAUCGAUCAGCUGAUCAUAUGGAAGUGUCAAAAACACAAUUUUGUUGAGUAUAGAAGUUGACAUUAGAGUGACAUAAAAAUGAAGAUGAAAGCGGAAAUAAGAGAAUAAGAUCAUUUUUAGCUGAAAGUACAAGUCAUAAUGUAGAGAAGUGUAUGAGAUAAAAUAGAUAAAUAAAUAAUCAUUGAUCAAAGUUGAUUGUUGAGUAGAGUGUACGUCGCGUCGACGACGUCGUCGAUGCUCGCGUCGCUUGCGGUAGUCGUCGCGGGGUUGCGGAGGGUGGCGGGGAAAUUAGAGUUUAGUAUUGCGCGAGCAGUGGCCGAGUGCGGUCCUCGAGUUCCAUCUGUUGUUUUGCGUGUGCCGGCAAACGUGCGCGAUAAUAAUAUUUACCGUUAUUACAAAUAUAUCCUUGUGGGUAUUAUUUAUCCAAGAAGGCCGUGUAAACCGCAAGGGAGCUGUGAAGAAUCGUUGUGGUGGGUCAGGAGAAAAAGAUAGCAGGUAAAAGUGUGGACCAAAACAAAGAGAUAAACGAGAACAGGAAGAAGAAGAAGAGGAAAUAGAUUUUUUUUUUUUCAAGAGAACUUUGAAAAAAAAGUGUGUGAAAGCUGUAAGUGAACGAGAACAAGACAACGAAAAAAAUGAGCGCGAGAGAAGUCACCCUCGUUGGUGGUUCUCCCUGGGGUUUUCGAAUGCAUGGCGGCCAUGACCUGCAUCAACCUCUCCGGAUCUCUAGAGUAAAUCCCGGUUCAAAAGCUGCUCAACAAGGAGUUCGAGAAGGCGACCUUAUUAGUAGUAUUAACGGACGAAAUACUUCAGAUUUAACUAAUGUAGAAGCUCACACACUUUUACGAAACGCCGGGGAUCAGCUUAAACUAGGACUCAAUCAAGAAUCUGUUGGAUCUCCCAAACGACGAAUAUACAAAAGCAGCCUUCAGGAAAAUACUUCUAUCGAAACGCUACAAAAGACAACGAAAACGACAACCACGGCAACGAGAAUAAUAUCGUCCGAAACAAAGAGGAACGGAACUGAUGACACGAGAAGCGAGCACGAUUUUACAAAUCAAAACGGGACUCUAAAGACUAGCGAAUACUCGGAGAAGUGCAGUCAGAAUCAAGAAACGACUAAGACCCGUCAAGCUCCAACAGAGUGUUUACAGCUCCACGUAAAUCCCAACGACAGCCUUGAUUGUACGAACAAGUCCGCAAUGCCACACAGUUCACGCGCACGAAAAACUCGACGUAACCGAAACAAACGAGUGAAGUAUCGUCAGGUUAACACGAGAUCCGAUGAUUACUCACAACAACCCAAUACCAACGAGAAAAAUAACGACAGCUGUGAGAUUAAAUGUGAUCAACAUCCACUAUUAGAGACAGUGACUAAGGAUCCUGAGGCCGAGAAAGUAAAUGAAAGCACUAAAGAGGUGGAAUCGAUCGAUGAGAGUAUUAGUCGAACAAUUAGGGAGGUUGCAGGGAAUUUAGUAGAGGCAAAGGUCAACAGUCAUGCGGUCAAGGUGGCAAGUGAGGUCGAACCGUUGUCAAGUACCACAAUCAGAUCGAUAUCAGGUAACCAUGUAUCAACUAGAAACAAGCAAAAGUUGGAACGUCGGUUGGUAAAUAGUGAGGUAAAAAUUUGUGAAAUCAGUAGUGUAAGUGGAUCACCUCUUACAGCAAGUAUUGGCCAUAUGACUGGUGUAGGUAUCUUGCAGACUAAAUUAAUCAACCAAGAGCACCAACACGAUUCGAUUGUGACAAUUUCAGAGCCUGUGGAGCCACUUAAGCCAUUGCCUACUGAUGUUGUUUUGAGGGUCGAGACCCUUGGCAAGUCCACUGCCCUGGGAUUCUCGCCAGCUAGUGAGAAAAUAAAUAAGGACGGACCGGAGAUUCAUGAGGUCACCGAUAGCGAUGUAGAGACUACAGAGUUCUGUAAACCGAGCCUUGUUGUUGAAGUUGACAACGAAAGAGAAUCAGCUGAGCAUGAGAUUAAAGAUGCCAUUCUUGAAGAAACGUCCACCGACAACUCUGUUGAUGAAGGAAAUGAAGAAAGUAUUUGUGAAGAAGAUAAUAAUGAGGAAAAUAGUGUAGAAAUAGCUUCUAAUGAACUGUCUAAUGAUGAAAUAACUAUGCAAAAUAAUGACCAGAUGAUUGAAGAUGGUUUAAUAAAAAUGUGUGGUGAUGGAGGUGGAACAAAAAACAUGAUUAAAGUGAAAAACGAUAAAAUUAAAGAUAUAGUAAAAAAUGAAAACUUUCAAAGUCGAGAGGUUUUGUUAGACAAAAAAAAUGUGAGCAAACCAUUGACUUUUAUUGAUGAAAGACGUGAUUUACAAGAUUUUGAAGAAAACAACCUGUUGAAUAAUCCAAAUAUUCGAGAGAAUGAGGAGAAAUCAAAUGAUAAUAUUCUUCAAUGUAAAUCAAAAAGUAAAUCGAUUUUAAAUAAUUAUUUUUCUUCAGCUGGUGAAAGGUUUUUAGAUAUUAUUCAUGAGGAGAGUGAGAGAUUGUCUGGUGAUGAAGAGCAACAUAUUCGUGAUUUUAUAAAUGGAGAAAUUGCUAAAUUUAGAAGAGAAAAACGAUCCCUAAAUGAAAGACGAGAAGAAAGAGAGGAGGAAGAGGAAGAAGAAGAAAAGGAUGAAAAGGAGAGAACAAUUGAAGUUAGUACAAGUAGAAGUGAAGAUUUACAAGUGUUACAUGAGACUGAAAAAAAUUUCCUUGUUAAUGAGAAUGCAAAAUUGCAGGGUGAAAUUUCAAACAACACUGAGAAGAAAUUAAUUUCGAACAAUGGAAAAUUUUAUUCAUCCAACAGCUUUGAGAGUUUUGAGCUGAAGAGUAAAGAAAAGAAAAUAUUGGAUUUAGCAGACAAUGCACGACAAGUACCAGAGCCCCCCAGGAGGUCUUCUAGUUUCAUCAACAAAGAUGUAGUUGAACCUAUACGACCCCCUACGCCUCUUCAGGUUGAUGAUUCUCCACCUCCUCUCCCAUCUCCACCGUCUUUAUCUCAGUAUACAUGCCUCACACCAUUCAACCGAGUUAAUCAAUUUGCAGAAGACAAAUCCGGGGAUAAACCGAAGAAUCCAUCCCUCCCAAGCUUCUUGUCCAGUUCAAAUUACACCGCUGAUACUCCUUUAAACUUGGGGAUUACGCACGAGAUUGAACUGAAAAGAGAAGAAGGUGACAGAGAAUCGAUAAAAAGAGGCACGCAAGACUUAUGUAAUAACACGGAUGAAUCUAACAAAAUUGGCAAUGACGACGUCGACGAGACAUCUCGCCUUGAAAUAGCGCAUGAUCAUGUUGACUUAAGUGCCACGAUGUCGUGGAAAAUCUCAGACGCCGGCCACUUGAGUGCGUGCGAGUCACCGCGUGAGCUAUCAUCGUCACUGAAGAGUGCUGCCGCGACUACUGUUGAAUAUCGACGUGAGACAAAGAAUCAAGACGAGGUCGAAAGUUCGCGACCCUUCCAAGUUCCCAAAGUGGUAGCAGAGAAGCAGAAGGUGAUAGGAAAGAGCCUACUUGAGACGCGAAAGCUUGAAUGUGCUUACAAAAAAAAGUAUGAACAAAAUCCAAAGAAUCCGUCCUUCAAGGUCGAGAAUGAGAUCAAAGAAUUUCCUGAGCGUCGAGAGCUUGGUAGUAGUGAAGUUUUAAAAGUAGUCGAAUCUGAGAAUAUCGAAAAAUUGCAAGAAAAAUAUAUAGACAAUAAUUUAUGUCAUGAAAAAUUUUUGGAGACGGUGGAGCAAAAAAUAGACAAAUGUCAUGAAGAGAAAAUAAUAAAUGUAUCAUUGGAUCGUGAAGUAAAAGUAAAAAAUAACAAUGAGAGUGAGUUGAAUGAAUCACAAGAGGUCGCUGAUAAUUUAGAGAGAUGUAAAAAUUCUGUCGAGAGUGUAAGUACUGAUUUUUCAUUAAAAAAUAUUGAUGAGAGAGGACAAGAGUCUUCUAGUAGUGCUGCAUCGCCAAGCACCGUUAGAUAUGUGCCUGAAGACACCUGUGACAUAGAUUUGGUUGAAGCUGAUGUAGCAGACGAGGAAAGUUUACCAAAACUAAAGCUUAAACUAUCGGAGAAUUUAAAUAAUAUUUCUGAAACGUCUUCCUCGCCACAACCAAUUCCAUAUUCACCCGUCGAAGAGCUUUACUAUGUGCCGUUGAAUGAAAAUGACUUGGUUGGAAUAGAGAAAAAAAAUUCCGACAUCAAACCUAGUUUACUGAAGGACCUUUGCAUCAAGAAAAUCCUGUCAAUGCCUUAUGGUGCUCAAAUAAUCAGAGAGAUAACUCUUCCGAAAUUCAAUAUUUUCCAGAACUUAAAGACGAUUCAAAAGACGCUGGAAAAUUUUCAAAGUACAAGCGAAGAGGAGGUAAAUUCUAGCAACGAGAUGAUGAAGAAGCGUCCAAAAAGUUGGAUGGGCGUACCAACGAACCAAGAUCCGCAGCUGCUCGUUUGUUUCUCACCCUCACAGCAGCAAGAGAACUGUGUACGCACGAGCGCGGACAAGCUUCUUGAUCUUCACAAAAAGUUUCUCAACCGCCGUAGCUAUCAUGAACAAGUAGGAGUAGAUGGUCGAUGUGAGAUCAAGGUACCCAAGUACCGUGUGGAAGUUAACUCGACCAAGGAAUCCCAGGAUUUGGAGAAAAGUGAGCGGAACGAAUGGAACCAAUCUAAUCGAGUUACUGCGACGUCGUCGGCAUCGUCGUCCAACCGACUCUUGGAGAUCAUAAAAGAAAAUCCCAUAGCUGCCGACGACUCACUACCUAAAGUCACGGAAACUCAUAAAAAUGUUAGACAAGAUCGUUUAAAAACUACACGACUUGCAGACUGGUUAACUCUAGCAAGAAGUGAGUCUCCUUCAGCUGGCUAUUCUAAAUGUGAAAAAAUUUCUUCAAGUCAUUUGUCAACGGAACGACGUAGAUACGGAAAUGAAGUUCACCAGAAUAAUCCUCUCAGUCCAAUAAAACAUCCGGAUACUUUGAUGACAGAUAACAAAGCCACGAACAAAUGUAUUUUCAACGACAGAAGUGGAUCGAGUGGACGCGGACUGAAUGAUACUAGUCAUCGUAUUAACAGUGCUCUUAUUAUACAAUCACCAGAGUGUCCGAAUGAACGACAAAAUGCUACACCACUGAACAAGACUCCAAUUACUCAGAAGAGCGCGAUAAUCGACAAGUCGUCAAGCACACCUGAGCAACGUAAAUGGAGACCGCAACCUCUUCGUGGUAGUAUCGAUUCACGACACGUGAAUCCAGCUUUGAUUAAUGAUAAACCUGAGACUCCACCAAGAUGUCGACGAUCUGUUACCGUAGACCGCUCGUGUAUUGAUAAUACUAGUAUCUUUGAUAAAGCACCACCAAAAAAUUAUCUUGAACCACGAGGUUAUGGUAAUCCUGAAGCGCUCAAGCAAGUAACAGCAAAGGAGAUUGUCGAGAACCUAAAGAGACUUAAGGUGCAAGGGAAAGAUGUUAAGGACCAAAUUGACGUGCAAAGAAGGCACUCACUACCACCAGAAAUUUUUGAUAGACAGUUGGAGUAUAUUGAGCGUCUUGAGGAUCAACUAAAAGAGGUCAUCUUGGCCGAAGAAGAGGAAGAAAAAGCCUUUAAAGAAUUUCACGAUCAGGUUAAGGCGGAAAUAGUCCUGAAUGAGAAUAAAAAUCACAGUAGUGUGUCAGAAAAUGAUGAUGAUAGUCGAGAAAUCUGGCAUGAAGAGUCAAGACUUGAGGAUGGGGAUCAUAUCAAGUACUUUAAAAAGGAAGGACAUCAAGAGAAGAAGACAAGUGUGGUUGAAGAAGAUGGACGACAAAUUGAAAAGUCGAUUCGAGUAUUUGAAAAUAAAGAAGUGAAUCAAAUGAGUUCGAGGAAGGAAAAUACUGAUGGUGAGGUUGGACUUGAGUGGAAAAGGUUCUUUGAAGAUGGAGCAUUCCCGGAAAAGAUGCAAGAUACACCACAAAAGUUUCAUGAUAAUAAAAUGAAGAAACGACCAAAGUCAAUUUCAAUUUUUCCCAUGAGUGAUGAAGUAUUUCGAUGUAAAAUGUAUGACGAAUAUAUUGAUAAAGUCUUAGAACGUGAAGAACGAAAGCAUCAAAAAGUGAUAAAGAUCAGCUCUCACGUUGAUUUAAAUAAGUCCAGUGGAAAAAAUUCAAAUUCAAGUAUGAAUCCCAUUGAGAAAGAAUUUAUAGAGAAAGCGAAAAAUAGAAUGAAUAGAUUUGGGAUUAAUUUAGAUGAUAGUGAAACUGAAGUGGUAGAAAAAAAUACAGAAACAAUUGUAACUGAAACUGAAACAAAUAUAACUAAAAGUGAAUCUCAUGAAGAAAGAGUCAAGUGUCUUAUUGAUGGCAAGGAAAUCAAAGAUGCAAGACAAUUGCCUAAACAUCUUCAGGAAUUUCUAGUGCUAGCAGCAACUGAUAUUGGAGAUGGGUAUGGCAUUGCAACUGGAGAGAAAACGAAUGAGGCCGAUUUGCUGCACGAGAUCGACACGGCUUUGAAAAUCUCCCAAGGUUUUCUGCUUAACCAAGAAAAUAUGCUCGCUCCCAAAUUUAAGGCCUCGUCGGUAAAACCAGGUGUUUGGUCACCAGGCAGUGAGCCUCCGCCUCCACCAAAGCAACCGAGUCCAGAGCGAGGCAAGAAUACGGAGAAGGAUGCUGGUAUUCCACCGGUUUGGACGCCUUCCAGUGCAGGAGCAAGUCCUGUUGCCGAACGAAAGGAAUUUCGUCCAGUCUCAUUCGAAAGUCCAAUUUUAAGGAGAAAAAAUCCUGAGUCGACGAAAAACGAAGUACCAUCGCCACCGUGGAAAAGUGAACAAGGAGAGGAGAAGAAAAACGAGACAUCUUCUGACAUCACUCACAAUAUAAGCACGCGGAUCGUAAACUCUCAUUCUGUACCGUCCCAAGGGUUGAACACUCUUGCCUCUACACCACGACUCCCUCGUGCGCAAAAUCCUACAAUAACUCUUCUACAAAAAGCAAGAGAGGGUCAAUUACCAAAAGGAGCUGCUUACCUAAAUGAAAGCAUCAAUUCACAGAAAAGUCUAGACUCUACAACUAUUAGUGCUGACGAAAUUAUUCAUACGGUGAGAAGAGAAUACGAAAGCAAGCCAAAAAUAGAAAGCGAUUCAUCGAAGAAAAUGGCUGAUCAGGGUCCUCGAAAAAUCGAGGGUAUUGGACCAAUCACUAAAAACGGAAUGCCCGUCAGUCUUAGAUCGGAAGUGAAAGAUGUUAAUCAAGCAAAGUGGUAUAAACAAAUGUACGAUUCACUUCAUCGUUCACGUAAAAAUGAUGAUUAUGUCACUAUUCGAUACAAAUCAUGCAGAGGAAACAGAUACGGGCACGGAAAUAGUGGGUACCUUAGUGAGCCGGAUCAGCCGCGCACUUGUAUCGAUAAAUCAGCCACACUGGAUUCCCGUCGACGCCAAAGAAACAAAGAAAAUGACUCUGCCAUCUCGACGAUACCAAGAAAAAACACAGUUGUGAAGACAACCGCAGAAGUUUAUCGAAAUCAACCAGGACGUAUCGAAGAUUAUCAACCAGGUCGAUCAACAAUAGGAGAGAAAGAAACUAAAGAGUGGUGGGACGAGGUCAUGGACAUAUUUGAUGGGGUAAAUGAGCAGUGGCUUUAUGAACAAAACAUGUUAAUGCUUGGAGAAAAGGCCGAGGACAGGCAGUCACAUCAUCGACAUCCCAUGGCGCUUCGAACUUUCAUUCCCACUCAUCAACUGGUAAGGACUAACUACAAUGUGCAGACUACAUCAUCAACACAGUCCUUGCAUCCAAAAAGCUCCCUGCGCACAACGAGAGCAGUCCUCGAACACGUUGACCCCGAUGCCAUUGAGGUAUUUGGUGCGCUAACUCGUGAGGAUCGUCAGCCGUCGGCAGCGUCCGUAAAUCUUCUCCUUGGUCGAUUAAAGUCAAAUAUCUCAAGUGAGCGAGUGUUUAACUCACUCCUAAAAUCACCCAAGGCUGAACGGAGUACGACUACGAGAAACCGACGCCACGCACGCGACAGUAAAACUGCAAGUCGUGAAAUUCGUAACGACGACGCGAUUGUUGUCGGGUUUAUCGACGAAACCAUACAACCUGAGCCAACGGACUUGAUCCAGUGGCAUCCAAAUAUGCUAGAGGAGAGAUCCAAGAGCUUCAUUCUUCCAAAUAAUAGCAGCCCAACAAGCAGACGAUCACCAUUAACUGGCAACCGGCCAUCUCCCUCGAACAAGGAACGCUCCUUCUUAUUGAUGACGAGUCCUCGAAAUCAUCACCGCAAUCACCAUCACAACCAACGUCAGCACCACGACCCAUCCAUUUCUUCUUCUACUUCUUCUUCUUCUUCUAGCACCAUUCAUAUUACCAUGCUACCACCACCGCCACCAAUCACCACCACCGUUACUGCCGAGACGGCCUUGACAUCACCUUCACGGCCUUUCGACCAACGCAAUCCUUAUACUGCGAAGCCCUACAUGAGCCACGCCCUCAAGGAGUCAGGCUAUGAAAGCGACUCGACACUUAUAUUUCGUCGACGCGAUGAUGUGAGUCCAUUGAGUCCACUUGAACAAAGACUAGCGUAUAAAUCAGUGCAAAAGGGUGGAGACGUUCCCCUUCAUGGUCUUCGAAAACCAGCACCUGAACGACCUAAAGACGACACUGAGAUCCAGUACUUUCCAAUAUCAUCAACACUCACACGAAUACGAGUACGUAGGAAAAGUGCAUUAACAAGCACUUCUGGUUCGAUGACUUCUACGUCGAUGACCUUGACACGUAGCAAGAAAUUGACGCCAACAGCAUCUUCAAUUAUUCCUUUAUCUCGUGCUAAUAUUAUAGGUACUUUUUCCCACGCUAAAACGCCGCCUUCACCUCCAAGAAGACAGUCUUCAAGAUUUAAUGCAACCCUGAAGCUUUAUACAACGACUGGGUACCCGCAAACAUCAAAUCGUCGACAUCAACAGUGUUUUGCGGCAGAAAGUGUAUCCAACAUUAGAUUCCUGAGGGAAAGACUGAGCAACAAGUUGCUGAAACACGAACAAGGAAGAGAAUGUGGAAUUGCACGCAAGAGUUUGACAUCUCUCCGAAGCACUCCGAUCAAUUCAGCGCCUUCAACAAAAGUAAAACUUUCUGGCAAGGCAAUCACUGGAGUAGUUAAAAGAAAGUCUGAUCCUUGUUUAGCUAAGAGAUCUCCUGAGUGUAUAAAGUCAGUUAAUACAGUUUCAAGAGACGUGCCAGCACAGAGAAUUAUUCAGACUAAACAAUCAUCUGAGAAAUCAAGUGAAAAAUUUUUAUCAAGAAUUCCUGAGUCUUCAAGUGUAACAAACCGCCAAGAAGUACGUUCUAAAACUUUGCCAAGUUAUCAAAAAAAAGAUCAGAUAAAAAUUCGUAAACCUAAAAAAGAGAUAGAAGAAACUUCUAAGCGUGGUUCAUCCUUGGAUUCAUCAUCUUUCGUUCAAGUUGAAAGACUUUCCAACAACCGACAAGCUGACGUGGAAAGUACAUUAACAGGAUCCGUCAUCAAGCCAAGCUCGUCGUCACUACGAAGAGUAAAGAGUCAGGACAUUGGGUUAUCCAAAGUAAUCUCAAAGUCUCGUGAGAUUCAAAAAACAAGUCGAGCGAUAAGAAGUGAAUCUCCAGCUCCCGUCAUACCUAAAUGUUCAACUACUGAGAGUAAUAAACAUAAAUCAUUCGCUGCUAAAUUAACAGAAAAACUUUCAAUAAAUACAUUAUCAGUAUCAACUGGUAGCAAUUCAAAUAAUCGUAGAAAAUCACGUGAUAAGCCACAGACAAUAGUGAAACUUUCAGUAAAAAAACCAGAUAUCGAUUGUAAAAGUAAAGAAAUGAAAACUGAUAAGAAGAGAGCUUCUGUAAAAAGAGAAAAAACUCGUGAAGUUAUCAAAAUGAAGAAGAACGAAAAAAGUGAUUUGGAGAAAAAGAAGGACAAAAAGUCGGAAAGAAUGAUAGAAAAUAGUUUGAAGAAAACUGAUAAAAACGACCAAAGUAGUACUGCAAUAGAUCGUAUCAAAAAACAUCAACAAGCCACUAGAACUGAUAACUUCUUCCAGAACCUUUUCUUGAGGAAUACUCCAUCACCAGUACUAUCACAUUGUAGUACUCCAAGACGUUCUUCUGUAAUGGAACGCGCAAGGAUGUUUCAAGAACUUGGAAAUGCUGGCUCUAAGUCAGAGCCAUCUCUACGAUCUCUUAGUGUCUAUCUCACUACAAAACGGCCAGUUUCAAACUCACGCUUCAAGAAUUGGGAGCAAGAGAGUUUUUCUUCAAGAAGUUCAAGUCCUUUUAGAGUAAGUUGGCCUGGAAGAUCGAUUUUUCAGAAAAUUACCAAGUUUGAUAGUCUGCAGCGUGUGUCAGACUUUGGAUCAUCAUCAGGAUUGUCUAGAGGCCGAAGUCCAGAUUAUGAUAACUGUAGUAUUAUUAAAGAAAGAAGUUUAAGUGAACCACCAAUAAAAGUAUCGAUAACUGACGAAAGAAUUACUAGAAUAACUCAUCUACCACCGAGAUCUCCAUCCCCAUCACCAACUCGAUCAAGUACAAGUCUUAAAACAAGUCGUAGUUGGCGUAACAAUGAAGAAGAUUAUUAUUCAAAAGCACGGGCACGAAGUGUUAGUGAAGUAGAAAACAACGAACGACGAAGAAUAACAUUUGGAUCUAAUCUUUCUCUCACUAAAAGCACAAGUUCUUUAGAAUCACCACCAACAAGUAGAGAAGAAUAUCAACGUUACGUUUUAGAAAUGCUUCAUACAAAAAAAAAAUCGAAGCGAUAUAAAGACCUCCAUGACUUUUAUGCGAGUCUUGAACGAAUGGGAAAACUGGAAAAAACAACUUCAAGUAGCGAUUUACGACCACGAAUGAAAAAUGAAGAUAUCAUUGAUUAUAAUCGAUGGAGAGAAGUUAGGAAUAAAGAACGUGCUGAACAAGAGCUUAAAGAUCUUUACAGCAAGUUGAAAACAGUUCAACGUGAAAAGGAUUUUCUCUUCAGCACAAAAGACAUUGAGAUGUUCAGAUGGAAAGGUGAUUAUAGUUUAAGAUGCAAAGAAAGAUCAGUUGAAAACAUUCGUGAAACUUUUCGAAGAUUAGAGAAUGAAAAGAACGAAGUUGAGUCAACAAGACGUCACGAGAUCGCAUCACAAAAGGACAUUUAUAAACCUUUGUGGCGAGGCAAUUCUGUGGUGAACGUGGCAAGUACAAUAAUGAAGAAAGCAAAUGAAAGUAAACAAGACGAACACGAUAAAUGGUCCACUGAGCCUUACUUACAGAAGACUCUAGGAGGCAGCAAAAAGUUCUGGAGUAGUCUCUCAGUGGAACAAGUAAACGCUCUAAAAAACCAGUUAAACGAAAUUUACGGAAGCGAGAAUGAACGACCUAAAGUUCCUGCUAAAUCUCCAAAUAUUACAGAAAAAAUUGCUGUCUCAGAGACUCCAACCAAGUUCACAUCGAAGAUUAAAAAUACUGACAGCAAAACAGAAUAUGAAGUGAUUGUACCUCCAUCAGAAUUUGGUGAUAGUUUGGACGAGGUAAAAGGUCUUAGUGUACGCUGUCACUCGAUGCUUGUUCCAGAUAUUAAAUCAUCAGGAAAACCGUCAACUGUAUUGAAAAGAAGUGAUUCCAUCAGUAAUGGAAGAUGUCACGGCUCAUCAAACUCAAUGACAGAGGUGGAGAAAAAACGAUUGUCAUUGACGUUAGGAAAAGAAAUUCUUAACAAGGUUUCACAGAAAAAGAGUUCAAGGUCACCAGUAGCACCAAGAGAAACACUAGGAGCAAUAGCUGCAGCUUCUGCAAAAAAGAAAAACAUUCCUCAGACUUUGUCGACAAUUAAUACAUCACCAAGAACUUGUUAUUCUUUAGAGACUUCGUUAGACGAAGAUACAUCAAAGUCACGAGAUAGAAGUGACUUUCUUUUAGUUCUUACACCAAAUGGCGACAGUCCAGUAAGUAGGAAAAAAGUCGAGAAUGUCCUUGAGGAGUGGGCAAAAAAACCACCACUGUUAGCUCUAAGUGUACCAAAUACACAAAUUAAAAACACAUCUGGCAGUGAGCUAGACAGUACAACUGAGAGUUCAGAAAAUUCCGUAAAAACAGUCGUUCAACGUGAAGAUAAAGCAGACGUGGUACCAAGAAAAGUUGAAUUUUUUGAGAACAUCAAACGAGAAAAGGAAACGAAUGAACAAAGUCUUGUACAUUUUGCUGGUAUGAAAAAGAGGAAAUCAAAGUUGUCAUCAUCGCAAAGUUUCGCUGACCUUAAAGAACUAUUUGGUGAAUCAGAGUCUGCGCGUUACGUGUCUUCGCCUUUUCACCCAUCUGAACCAGGUAGUUGCAUUCAUGUAAAAUCAUCAGAAAGUGAAACAAGUGAUAAAGGAAAGAGAGGGAGUACUUCUAUCUCACCGGAUGUUCCGAGUGGACGACUUUCAAGUGAUUCCCACUCGCAUGACCUCGAACAUCAUCGACCACGUAGCGUGAGUCCUUGUCGCGUGUCCACAUCUACUUGCAGUCUCGAAUCACUCCGAUACCGGAGUAUAUCUCCCGACCCGGAGCAUUAUUGGCGCGCUUACUUGCAGUUAGUGAAGCAUGGUGCGGUUAAGAAGCUCAGAGCUAAGUUUGAAAGCCUUGAAGAACUGUCAGGAGAGCGUGUUAAAUUUGCGUUGACUCCCAAACGAUUUCAAAGUGAUCCAGAGUUGACGAGAAACCUUUUAAAGAGAGUUUCAGACGAGAAGAAAACAUUAAAGAGAGUUGAGGUGCCAGACGUGGCAUGGUUAAGACGAAAAUACGAGCCAAUUCGAAGGAGAAGUAAAAGAAGACUCACUAGAUCACCAAUUCCAAGAAUUCCUUUGAGACUUGAAGACCUCACUAUGCCACACAUCAAUGUCAUUAGUAAGACAGCCGAGCUUAAAGACAAUGCUAUGUCUCGCUCAAGCUCGUCCAAUUCCUUGGCAAUAAAAGCCGAGACUGAAGAAUUAGAGGCAAGUAGACCUGUUGGAAGGCUUCGUGAAAAAUUUGAAAAAAUGGAGACAAACAAGCCAUCUAUUCUUGGUGAAAUGUUUACUUCUGCACCUGAUGUCUAUGAACUCCGUGAUAUCUCUCCGUACCUUACGGGUCAUUGGGUGGCACACAAAUAUCCCAGUCGUCGAGACAACGCCCGGUCGUUGUCUUUACCUCCAGACCUCGAAAGUUCCUCCAACCGCAAGUCUCAAACUGUCAAGACACACAGCGGUAGGACGACCUUACCACGAGAUGAGAAAAGCAAAGGAUUAAGGCCAGUCUCAGCAUCUCCUGUAAGAUCUCGUACACCAACCUCGAUUCUCAAGCAAAGACAAACUGAUCCAUUUGCUAAUCAGCCAUUUGACCCAAGUAAACACCGACCAAAGUAUCGCUACCAACCCCCACCGACUCCUCCACCACCUGCACCAUUAAUUCGACGUGCAACUAGACCUUGGUGGCCACCACUUCCAACGUAUAUUGCUAAACCUACUGUCACUUUUGAAGAGUACUCGAAUGCACCCCCUCCACCGCCGCCAAAAUCUCAACACUGCAGGAGCGAUUAUCAAGAAUCACCCCGACGAUAUGUGGAAGGUGAGGUGACAAUUCACUAUCGUUCUCCAGUUCGCACGGAAGCUAAAGAAAUUCUCAGUGAGGAGGAACUUGCUCGAAGAAGUGCCGAGAAUAUGCGUCGAGUUUAUCAAGAAGAGCGACGUCGAAAGUAUCUUCAAGAACUUCAUGAUAUAGACUCUCGUCGUCAUACUGAUAACUUUAUACCGUCUCAAAAGUCUCCAAUACCGCUGAAUCGCUAUGAUGACUUUGUGGACGACCUCAGUUAUCGAAGUAGAUCCCAAGAACAAACUCCUGAGCCAAGACUUGUGGCAAGAGCUCUGUAUAACUUUGUUGGACAGACGUCCCGUGAGUUAUCCUUUCGUCGUGGUGACAUUAUUCUUAUCCGUCGACAAAUUGAUAAAAACUGGUACGAGGGUGAACACAAUGCUAUGGUUGGUCUUUUUCCUCUAAAUCAUGUCGAGAUCCUUCCUUACGAUGGUGCAAGAACAACUCCAAAGAAACCGUAUGAGGGUCAAGCACGUGCUAAAUUCAAUUUUAUAGCUCAGACAAACCUCGAAUUAUCUUUGGCAAAAGGUGAGUUAGUUGUUCUCACAAGAAGAGUUGAUGAAAACUGGUACGAGGGACGAAUUGGUAAUAAAAAAGGAAUAUUUCCUGUUUCCUACGUGGAAGUAAUCAUGGAGCCUGGGCAACAUCGACCUGAAACACCUGUAUCGAGUAAACCUGUAGCAUCGCCUGCCGCUCACAGUAUGCUCUCUAAUGGAACAGCAAGUGGAAAGAUGAGCAUGGGACCUCAUCAUUACACACCUUCAAUUCCUGUUAAAACUAACACAACCGAGCCUCAGUAUAUAUCACUGCCACGCAUUGGUGUCACUGAACGCAACAAACUGCACGUUGCACCUGUCAACGAAACAUUGCACAUCGAUACACAUUCAGAUACGAUACCAUAUCGAGCUCUUUACAAUUAUCGUCCUCAGAACGAGGACGAACUGGAAUUGAAGGAAGGCGAUACCGUUUACGUGAUAGAGAAGUGCGACGACGGUUGGUUUGUUGGUUCAAGUCAAAGAACUGGUUACUUCGGCACCUUCCCCGGAAACUACGUCGAACGUUUAUGAGAAGAGGCCGGGCCUCGAUGGACAGAAUUAACCAGAAGAAUUCGAAUCGCAAAUACCAUUGCAAUUAAUUUACCAAAGGAUUCAUCAUCACAAAAGGUUGAAUAUCAUUGCUAAAAUAAUUUCAAUAUUCAAUGAGAGUCAAGUCGAGUCACAAUAGAUAAGUCGUUUUUCUGGAAGAAAUAAUACUAAUAUUAUUAUUAUUAAUAAAAAUACAAAAAUUAAACAUAGAAUAAAUAUAUAUAUAUAUAUAUAUAUAUUAUUUAAUGUAAUGAGCCAUCGAUGACUCAUGAUUUCGUCAAAGGUCUUCCACGACAGGUAAAAUAAUCUAAAAAUAAUAAUUAAUAACAUAAUUAGUAAUAUAGCAUAAACCAAAAAGUAACAUUGAAUGAAUAAGUUGAUUAAGCUAACAUGUAAGUAGUGUACGAUAGCACUUACUUUUAAACUAUUUAUUUAAUUAUUGUUCAUAGAAUUAAUCCAUCAGAAGAAGUGUAAAAUAAUCAACAUAAAAAUAUCUGUUUCAUUAAUAAAUAGUUUUACAUAAAAUUAAAAUUAAGUAAGUUGACUAAAAUGAUUAAUAAUAAUGAAUAAUGAAAUUAUACGAAACUACAGUGUACAGAAGCUACUGUUCUCAUUACGAAUUUCUCGUUACCAUAUACCAAAAUAAUAUAUGAAAUUGUUAAUUGUUUAUUAAAAAUGAAUUAUUGGAAUCAACUGAUGUAAUUCAAACCUCCUCAUUCAAUGAAUUGUUCUUUGAUAACUGUAAUAAAUAAUAAAAUGAUUUAUAAAUUUAUGGCAAUGAUUUAUACAAAGUACUUGACGCUUAUUAAAAUUCAUAAAAGUUAAUAAAAAUACAUAUUAUUUAUUGAUUGUUAAAACGGUUGCUAAGAUAGAUCAGGCCGUAUUUAUAACUGUAAUUAUUAUUAUUAUGGAUUUGCCUCCAAAUUGAUAUUUUUAUAAACAUUAUUAUAAAUAAGCUUUAGUUAUUGAUGUAGAAAAUAAACAUUUUAAUAUCAAUAUUAGUCAAAUAUUAUUAAAUAAAAUGAUGAAUAAGUAAAAUACUUGUAAGACAAAUAAAUGAAUAGAAAAUUAUUUCAAAUCAAUGGGUCUUGAUU